This is a messenger RNA of Penicillium salamii, 2115 nucleotides long. The record is from the annotation of a GenBank genome assembly. NCBI's taxonomy places the organism in Eukaryota, Fungi, Ascomycota, Eurotiomycetes, Eurotiales, Aspergillaceae.
AUGAAGCUAAAGGCUCGACCAACUAUAAAGCUUGGAGUUCCCAGCUGGUUUAACAGAAUAAAUUCGGUUUCAUUCAACGCUUCUUUUCGAAUUGCUACGACCUCCGAUCUUCAGAAAUCCCAAUUGACCAUGCAAGCUCGCGCUUAUAGAGCUUGCGAGACCUGUCGCAGGAGUAAGAGUCGCUGCACUGGGGGACCUCCAUGUGAGACUUGCCUCAAACGUGAAAGCCAGACUUGUGAAUUUAUCGCCACUGCACCUCGCAGUAAAUCGUUUGGACAGAACGCAAGGCUGAACAUCGAUGCAUGUCUCCGUUGCCGCAGAAAGAACGCAAUUUGCACGGGAGGGCCGCCCUGCGAGGAAUGCGUCGAGGGAAGUGACAUGUGUUCAUUUGAUACUGAACGUCACAGAGAAGACCACCUACAUAAAGGUCGCAGUUCAGCCUGCAUACCGUGCCGCAUACGGAAAACUCGUUGCACCGGCAGAGUGCCUCCUUGUGAAGCCUGUACUACCCGCGGGUCUGAAAGUACUUGCGAGUUUGUCAAGAGGACGAAAGGUGACCUCGAAACUACGACGAUGCAUAUACAACAUCAAUCCGAUAGCGCUGCCAAGCCAUACUGGAAUGACGUUACGGAAACAGAGCCAAUACAACAGCAUGAGAGCACCCUCAACGUAGGGACCGACAAUGCGCGGUCACCCUACACUUUGACCGCGCAUGGCACGAGGAGCGUACGUCGCAGCGAGUCACUCGGCUGCAGCGAACAACUUUCCACAAGCAGGAGUAUAAUCUCCCUGUCAGAUUUGAGCGAAACUUCCAGCCUGGAACCUUCUGAUUCAGAUGGGAGUUCUCACGCAUCUUCUCAGACAGGCUGCUCUUCAUACGACGAACUACUCCACGUCCUUCCAAGCCGCCAGAUGAUCGAUUCUUUGAUAUUAUUUUGUGUCGUCAACGCUGCCCAGUUCGAAACCGAGUACGAGGCUUUCUGCUGCAACACUCAAGUUGGGACGCCAUCUUGGCCAUCUUUGCUUUUUGCAAUCCUAGUACUAGGCUGUCGGGCUGAAGAAGAUUCCAAAAUACUCUAUCUCUCCGACGACCUGUCGAUUUUCUACGAGAAAGUUGCCUGGCACUGUUUGUUGACCAGCGACUCGCCGUCCGAGCCAUCACUCAGUGCGUUGAAAGCAAUCGUACUUAUUAUCUAUGCUCGCACACACCGCGGGCAGGAUGUAUUCAGUGAUCCACAACUGGCUUAUCGCAUGGCGGCUUCUACCAAAGGUCAUAUCGACAACGGGCAGCAUGUGGUUGAGCCCACGGACAGCGAGGAAUAUCGAUGCCUAUUGACGGGCAUGAAAACACUUUCCCUUCUCAAUGCCCAAGUACACGACUACUACCGCAACCAGGAUCUCAUACAGGGUUUGCUCCCUCCAGCUGAUAUUUAUGAGUCCACUGGAAGACCCAAUCUAUCACUGGGCGUUGAAGAAUCACCUCCGCAGAUGACUUUUACCAUCUUGAAUUUGCAACUUUUGAAAAUAUCUCAUACGAUCUUCAUGAGCGCAGAGAUUGGUUUCAAGUCCGAAUGGAGCCUGCAUGGACUUGAGACUGAGCUAUUCCGCAUGGAGAAACACUGCAGCGAGGUCUACGCCAACCUUGGUCAAUUUGAUUCCCAGUUGGGUUCUCAUCAAGGCAGCCAUGGUAUACUGCAUUGCUACAUCAACUAUCUGCUUCAUCUUGUCUUCUUGCUUGAUCUCAAUCGAUACCUAGAUGGGGAAAUUACACCUGACACACGAAUAUCUCGAUCGAAGUGCAUUACUUUUGCAAAGGCUUCGUUGCGGAAUUUUAACCUUUUGGCUGAGGAUAUGGAGUGUAAAUCUUAUGCUUGGUAUAUUCGAGGUGUUGGAAGUUACUACGCCGAACGAUCAGCACUUACCCUCACCAGAUGCCUUGCAGGGUUUGAAGAAGAAGAUCAAGACGGAGAAGCCAGGCGUAUCCUGGACCAUACGUUGGGAAUAUUCUCUGCAUUAUCGGACCGCAGUGUCUUUUCCGCAAGAGGAGCCUUCAUUCUUGAUGAUCAAUGUAUGCCUAUUCCAUUCAAUAACUACCCCUCCCGCCUUGGUCUCUGA